AUGGAUUAAGUUGUUUAAACAAAAUUUAAAUCUUAGAAUUCGAUUUACAGUAAAAUGAAAUUAACGAUAAUAUGUUCUUUAAAAUAUGCAACCGAAUUUCAAAUUGUUCCUAACAAAAAUAAAAUAUGUUUUGCUGAAUAGUAUGAAUUAGGGUUUUCAAAAUGUUUAAAUCUUAAAGUUUUUAAUCUAGAAUUAAACAAAAAUAAAAUUGAAUACCUUGGAGCUUCUCACUUAGCUAAUUAGUUGGCUAAGAUUUCUAAUUUAAAAACCUUUAAACUUGAUUUAAGUUCUAAUCAAAUUGGAAGUUUAGGGGCAGCAAACUUAGGAACGGGAUUAGCCAAUUUAAAGGCCUUGGAAGUGCUUAGCCUUUCGUUAGAGCUAGACCAUUUGUAUGAUAAAAGUGUAUCAGAAUUAUGCAAAGGAUUGAAAAAUUCAUAGAAUCUUAAUAGUUUGUCUUUGUAUCUUGAAAAUAAUAAAAUAGGAAAUUAAGGUGCUCAUGAAAUAGGCAAUUAUUUAGGAUCAAUGAAGAGUUUAAAAACAUUGAUUAUUGAUUUAAAAAGAAACAAAGUAAGCUAAUAAGGUGGUUUUGAUCUUUGCAGUGGGUUAUCAAACUGCUAAAGUGUCUCUGAGCUUUCUCUUGAAUUUUACUAUAACUCUGUAAAUGAAGAACUAGUCGAUGGACUUUGUUCAAGGCUAGGCAAUUGCUUGAAUAUAACUAGCUUAUAUAUUGGCUUAAGUGAUAACUAGAUUAUUGCCAAAGGUUCAUCACGUCUUUUUGUAGGUUUAGAAAAUUGCUUGAAUCUUAAAACUUUAACAAUUGACUUAACUACAAAUAAAAUCGGAUCAAAAGGCUUAACAAGUUUAGGAAAUUCAUUAAAAAAUUGUUAAAACUUGAAAAAUCUAACUCUUAAGUUAAGUGAUAAUAAAAUUGGCGAUAAAGGUGUGGCUAUUUUAGGUAGUGCUUUAGCAAACUGUUUUAAUUUGAUUUCGUUAACUUUAGAUUUAGCGAACAAUAGCAUUAGUGAGAUAGGAGGAUAAGAUUUUGGUUAUAAUUUAGGAAAAUGUAAAGGACUUGCUUUUUUAUCAAUUAAUUUAGUAAUGAAUAAAAUAGGGUCUUUAGGUGUUAGCGGUUUAACUAAAAGAUUUCAUCAAAUUGCACAUUUAAAAAAUCUAAUUUUAUAUUUAAACAACAAUAAAAUUGGAUCCUAAGGAAUACUUGAACUAGGUAUUGGAAUAAGAUUAAUAGUCAGUCUUUUAACUUUGAAUAUUGAUUUAAAGUAAUAAUUUUGUUUUUAUAUUUUUAUCAUUAUUAUUAUUGAUUGA
This is a messenger RNA of Tetrahymena thermophila SB210, 1323 nucleotides long. Its product is annotated as kinase domain protein. Gene Ontology annotation, cellular component: cytosol; perinuclear region of cytoplasm; nucleus. Gene Ontology annotation, molecular function: GTPase activator activity; small GTPase binding. Gene Ontology annotation, biological process: nucleocytoplasmic transport; activation of GTPase activity. Lineage: Eukaryota; Ciliophora; Oligohymenophorea; Hymenostomatida; Tetrahymenidae. The transcript is spliced from 15 exons. The record is from RefSeq and is a predicted model, not a curated record.